Ostrea edulis (European flat oyster) is the source of this 495-nucleotide messenger RNA. RefSeq names its product toll-like receptor 4. Gene Ontology annotation, molecular function: transmembrane signaling receptor activity. The transcript has a single exon. Bases 1 to 495 code for a protein of 164 amino acids. NCBI's taxonomy places the organism in Eukaryota, Metazoa, Mollusca, Bivalvia, Ostreida, Ostreidae. Gene Ontology annotation, cellular component: membrane. The record is from RefSeq and is a predicted model, not a curated record. Gene Ontology annotation, biological process: toll-like receptor signaling pathway; immune response; inflammatory response.
AUGAAUUCUGAAAACUCCAUAACUGAAAACCAGCAAAGGAGAAUACGCUAUCCCUAUGAUGCAUUUAUAUCUUAUGUCGGAGCGAACAGAAAAUUCGUCAUGGAGGAGAUGAAACCGAGAUUGGAGGAAAACAGAUUGAGAAUAUUCAUCCGUGAUAUUGACUUUGAGGUAGGUGACAACAAAGUUGACAAUAUAAUGAGAGCUCUUGGGAGAAGCAAGAAAACCAUUUGUGUUGUGUCCAAAUCUUACUUAAAAUCUAAAUGGCGAACUUACGAACUGAAUAUGGUGAAAAUGGAAGGAAUGAAAUCUAGAGGAUCUCUCCGAUAUGUUCAGCUUAUAUUAAUGCCUGAUCUGUUUGAAGAAAGUACUAGUUGUAACACGAAAAUCAGAGAUUUGAUUGACCAGAAAUGUUUCCUUGAAUGCCCACCCAAAGAUUCGUCUCUCCAAGAUAUCUUCUGGAGAGAUCUUAUUAGUACUAUUAAAAGUCCCCACUAA